Molecule: messenger RNA, 787 nt
Organism: Equus caballus (horse)
Lineage: Eukaryota; Metazoa; Chordata; Mammalia; Perissodactyla; Equidae
Product: alpha-1-acid glycoprotein 1
Biological process (GO): regulation of immune system process
Source: RefSeq, a predicted model, not a curated record
AGGUCACUGCACCCUCCAGCCACCACUUCCGUUGUCUCCAGGUGCCUCGCCAUCUCAGCAUGGCGCUGCCCUGGGUUCUCACGGUCCUUAGCCUCCUUCCUCUGCUGGACGCCCAGAGCCCAGUGUGUGCCAACUUCAGGGCAUCGCCUAUCACCGACGCCACCCUGGACCGGAUCUCUGGCAAGUGGUUCUAUAUCGCGUCGGCCUUCCGCAACCCUGAGUACCUUGAGAUGACUAAGAAGCUCCAGGCGGCUUUCUUCUACUUAGCCCCCAACAAGAGGGAGGACACGAUACAGCUCAGGGAGUACUCGACCAUUGGCAACCAGUGCAUCUAUGACUCCGGCAUCUUGAAUGUCCAGCGCGACAAAGGGACCUUAUCCAAACAUGCGCUGGGCAGAGAACAUGUUGGCUACUUGUGGCUCACCAAGGACCCCAGAACCUUCAUGAUUCUCUACUUCCCGGAUGACAAGCAGAAUGUGGGGCUGGCCAUCUACGUGGACAGGCCUGAGGUGACCCAGGAGCAAAUGAGUGAGUUCUAUGAAUCCAUUGCGUGCGUGGGCAUGGACAAGUCGGAAAUCAUAUACGCUGAUGAGAAACAGGAUCAGUGUGGGCCGCUGGAUAAGGAGCACGAGGAGGAAAGGAAGAAGAAACAGGAGGAGGCCUAGGAGGACGCAGCCCUGGGUUGGGGCCUCAGGGACUUGGAGGUGCCCUCAGCCCCUGCCCACGCUUUGUACCUCCAUUCCUUCCCUCAGUGACAACAAUAAAGCUUCUUCCUUUGGGACGGGCA